Ambispora gerdemannii is the source of this 172-nucleotide messenger RNA. The record is from the annotation of a GenBank genome assembly. Lineage: Eukaryota; Fungi; Glomeromycota; Glomeromycetes; Archaeosporales; Ambisporaceae.
UGUAAUUAUUGCAGAAAUAAAUGAGAAAUGCAAUUUUGUUAGAAAAACAGAUGCCAAAAUCAUAGACCUAGGAGCAACUCGAACUCGUGCUGAUAGUUCUGAAAAAGAGAUUGAUGCAUCAUUUCGUCCAAAGAAAUCAGGAGUGCCUGCACCAACCGGAAGUGAUGGAGAG